This is a messenger RNA of Portunus trituberculatus (swimming crab), 2812 nucleotides long. It is a transcript of the gene Ets98B, whose product is annotated as DNA-binding protein D-ETS-4-like. The transcript has 4 exons. Gene Ontology annotation, molecular function: DNA-binding transcription factor activity, RNA polymerase II-specific; sequence-specific DNA binding. Lineage: Eukaryota; Metazoa; Arthropoda; Malacostraca; Decapoda; Portunidae. Bases 128 to 1951 code for a protein of 607 amino acids. Gene Ontology annotation, cellular component: nucleus. The record is from RefSeq and is a predicted model, not a curated record. Gene Ontology annotation, biological process: cell differentiation; regulation of transcription by RNA polymerase II.
ACCUGAUAGCUGCAGGUGCCGAGAUAGUGCAAGCCCAGAAUGAAAUCACUCUGAGUUCAGACACAGACAGGAGUAGACGUAUACAGUAGUGCUCCGAGAAACCUGCUCUUAUUUUGCAGCCAUCGCCAUGAUGAAAUUUAACUACUACCCUGAGAUGAACCAAGCCGUGCCUGGGGGCGCCUCGCUGAGCCCAGGCCACGAGGGUGCCUACGGGGAGUGCCAGGUGCCAUCCCCCUCUCAGUGGUCGGAUCCCUGCUACUCCCCACCCUCCUUCCACUCCCCCCAGCACCUUCCCGGCGAGCUGGAGAAGGUGAAGGAGGAGCCAUUCUCCCCCUCCCCUCCUUCAUGCCACAACUUUCCCCCCUCCCCUCAAGCUCCCCACCAUGUCUCCCCUUACGCCCGCCCCCACCAAACCGUGAUCAAGAAGGAGGCUUACGAGACCUCCGUCAACCUGUCGGAGUUGCUGGCGGAGAACCAGAUCCUGACCAACACCCACCAGCAGCUACAGCACCCACCCCCCCACCACUCCCAGACCCAUCAGUAUAUCCCCUACUCUGAUCACCCCCUCCUCCGCGGCUGCCUGGAAGACACCACCUUCCAGAAGAAGAUCCCCAUGCCCACAUACAAGUCCCCCAUCUCCCAGACCCCUUCCCCAGCCACUGCCCCCUCCCCAAGCAACGAUGACCUGGGCUUCCUCGGCUUGCUGAUGAACGAGAAGCAGGAGAUCGAGGACGAGAUCCCUGUGGUGACUUCCUGCGCCUCGUCCCCUACCCCUCCUGCUGCCCCUGCUCCUGUGCCCGCCCCGCCCCUGACCCCCAUCAGCGCCAACCAGCGGGACAUCCUAGAGGCCGUGGAGCAGCUCGCCCUGGAGCACGCCAGGAGGGACGUGCAGAUCGUGUCCGACUCCCUCAACAUUCCCCGGGACCCCGCCCAAUGGAGCAUGGCUGACGUGCGUGCCUGGCUGGAUCAGCAGGCUGCCCACCUUCAGCUACCGCCACUCAUGCUUCACUCCUGGAACUACGGAGGCCCCGAGCUGCUCAAGUUGACGGAGGCUCAGUUCCGUCAGCUGGCCCCUGUGGGAGGCGAGCUUCUCUAUGCCCAGCUGGAGAUUUGGCGCAGCGCCCUACGUGCAACUCCUAAGCUGUUCCAUCACAACCAGCAGUGGUCGGUUCAGCAUAGUGAACAAGGCCAGUUAGUUACUUCCCUGAUCCCCCUGCAGCAGCAGCAGCAGCAGGUACCUCAGGUCGAGUCCUCAAGCCAGGGCGGUUCUCCAUCCCAUAUUGGGUCUCCUAACCACUUGGGUUCACCCAGCCACUUGGGUUCCCCAUCCAGCCCUCCCCUGUCCCUACCCACCAGCAUGGGUCAGGUGCCCACGCCUGUCAUGCAGGUGACCCAGCAACAGCAGCAGCAGCAACAUCACCUUCAGGCGAUGAGCAGGGGAUCCUGCUCCCCGUCCUCUGGUCAGGGGCAAGCAGCUGGAAGCGGAAUGUUCCUUGAAGAGCAAUGCUUGGACGUGUCGACACUUCUCCAGCGGCAGAGCAGUCCCGAGGCCGCCCACACCGCCCGCCUACCCGCCCACUCGCCCCAGGAGGAAGGUUACGACUCUGAGGAAGAAGUAGAAGAUGAUCCAUGCACCACCACCACCACCACCACCACAACGGGAGGACGCGGCGGCACUCACAUCCACCUGUGGCAGUUCCUGAAAGAGCUCCUGCAGCAGCCACAGCUUUACGGCUCUUGCAUUCGUUGGCUGGACCGCCAGAAGGGCGUGUUCAAAAUCGAGGACAGCGUGCGUGUGGCGCGCCUCUGGGGCAAGAGGAAGAACCGUCCAGCCAUGAACUACGACAAGCUGUCCCGCUCCAUCCGUCAGUACUACAAGAAGGGCAUCAUGAAGAAGACCGAGCGCUCCCAGCGGCUGGUGUACCAGUUCUGCCACCCCUACAGUCUGUAGAAUGUGGCUAGAUCCUGGUGUGCCUGUCUGUGUGUCUGUGAGAGUGCCCAACCUAGCAUUAAGGGGGGGAAGGUAAUUUCCCUUGAUUCCAUGCACGGUCGGUGUCGGUUGACUCGGUCUGAGCUAGACCUGAGCACCACCCCACGACCCUGUGUGUUAUUUUUACACCAUAUAUCUGUGAUAUAUUGAAAUAUGUAAGUUCUAUGAACUUCGUGUAUUUUGCGUCCGUGGUGGCAGCAGUUAGUGUCGCCUGGACAGGCAUAGGCCUAUGUCAACAUCAUGUAGCAUAAGUGUAGGCUUAAUGGCGGGCGGCGGCAGGCGAGGCGCAGCGAGUUGCAGCGCCGCGCUCGGCGCCGAACGCCCCUUUGUACCCAGCAUAAGUUAGCAUUAGUGUUAUUCGUGGUGAUGUAGAGGGCCGAUGGGCCUGUGGGAAUGGAGAGGGGAGCGGCCAUCCCUCUCCCUCACAGCCGCCCACGCCACCGCCCUCACUUUGGCGCUAGCGUGAGCGGCCCGCCACCACUUCCCGCCCGCACCAUCACACUGCUGAUGGCGCGGGCGGCCGAGCGGGGCGAGGCUGUUGCUUCGGCCACAGCCCAUCCUCGCCCAUCUGGGAAUGGGCGGUAAUGUCGGCGUGGGCGUGGUGGGAUGCUUUAGCCACGCCAGCUUCCCGCCACGCCCAGCCCCGCCCGAUACCCGCUGUUCUUUUAAUGUUCAUAGUAUAUUUUGGUACUAUGUAGAUUAUUGUUGUUUGAUAUUUUUUAAGAAUACUGAUUGUAAUUAAAAAAAAAAAAAAAGUCCCACAUUUGGUGCAGUGCGUGGCGGCGGAGCUAUGGCGCCGCGGAAAAUAAACUCCACCCAACA